AUCUUCUCCUACCCCUCCACCCUGUGGCCGCCCUGUGGACCAUCUGCUCUUGCAAGAAUGGCGGAUGUCGAUGUUGGCGUAAUCCACACCUACAGAAGAUUGAUCGACGAUCUCCUGGCACGCGCAGACCAAGCCAAACCCGACAAGCAGAUUGAACCUCCUUUGUCCGAGACACACCUGGGCGAUUCGAUCUGGCUCAUUGAUGGGGAAGACGAGUCGCUUGCAAGGGUAUCGGGCCAACAGACUCGGUUCGCUGCCGUCGAGAUCGCGUUUCGAGAGAAGUUUUACGGGCUUCUUGCUGCAACCUCAAUCGAAGACCCCUCAUUUAUCCAGAUCUGGAACCUCCUCGAUAUCAUCUCCAUCUUCUCCGACAAUGAACAGUGCGAGCCCGGCCUGAUAUUUUGGCUGAUCGAAGAAUUGCUCGACAGCCAGACCAUUGAUGGCUGUCGGAAGGUCUUUGACUACUUGGAAUCAAGAAGAGAACGGAACACCAAGAAACAUUUCAAGCAAAAAAGCUUGAUUAUCUUACGCUCCUGCAAUGAGCUGCUUCGAAGGCUGUCGAGGGCGGAGGACACCGUCUUCUGUGGACGCGUCUUCAUUUUCUUGUUCCAAAGCUUCCCUCUAGGAGACAAGAGCGCUGUCAACCUUCGGGGCGAAUACCACACCGAUAAUGUGACUACAUAUGAUGAAAUUGCCAAAGCUGCCGAGAAGGAGAACGACGACGCGGAUGUGGAGAUGUCGGAUGGCAUCGAACCCGCUACAGGGACCGAAGGCCCAAGAGAGGAAAGUGAAGCCCAAGCGCCAUCUGCGAGCGAUUCCCAUUCCAUCGCCCAAGAACCCCCGAAAACCCCGAGAGUUGUUAUCUCGAAAUCGAAGGACGAGCCUGAAGGAAAUGCUGUGAAUUUGGAUGAUCUCUAUUCCAUUUUUUGGGGCUUACAGGCAUAUUUUUCCGCCCCCACGAAAACAUUCGACCCUCAACAUUUCGCUACCUUCAAGACCGGACUCGAAGCUACCAUCUCGACAUUCAAGAGUGUGAAUACAGACCUCGAAAACUCGAGUACCACCAAAGCAUCGGAGGAAGCCCGGAAACCUACCAAGCGGAAGCGCACUACCGAUGGCCAGGAAAUCGCCAGCAGCUUUAACCCCAAGUACCUGACCAGUAGAGACUUGUUCGACCUCGAGGUCAACGACACAGCAUUUAGGAGACAUGUUCUUGUCCAGGCCCUCAUACUGUUGGACUUCAUGCUCUCACUUACGCCCAAGGCAAAGUCCAAACUCGCUGACCUGACCAACAAGUCCGUGCUUUACGGCUUCGUACUGAGUGAAGAAGAUGCCAAGUGGGCGAUUAAAAUGAGAAAGGCGAUCGAGGAAUAUCUCCAGGAAGGGCCCGGUGGUAAAUUUUACUAUCGUAUGGUGGACACUGUCCUUUCUAGGGAUAAGAACUGGGUGCGUUGGAAGGCAGAAGGCUGUCCGUUGAUUGAGAGGCCUCCGGUUUCAGUGUCCGAAUACCUCGGUGCUCGCGAGCAUGCGACCAAGGUUUAUGCCAACAAACGGCUUCGCAUCUCGCCUAUGGGGUCUCUCGAUUUAAAGUUUCUCUCGGAGGUGGAAUCUCUAGCCGGUCUUGAGCGACUUAAGGAGUCGGAAAGGUUUUCUGUCCCUGCUGCCGAUUCUCUCAUGAUGAGUAUCAUGGAUGAUGAGAUGGAUAUCGAGAUGGCCCAGAAGAAGGAGGAUAAGGAGUACGCGAUACGAUCCAAGGCGAGCAAGACGUGGCGCAUACUACGACUCUCUGCAAAAAGCAAGCUUGCGGCCUUUGAUAAGAUAGAUGACGGCAAAAACAUGAGGAUUUUGUUCGAGACUGCCCAGCAAUCAGACAGCACCCCCCAGACGCUGGAAGGCACGCCUCAGGCUUCCGAGGCCCCGACGAAGCCCUCGACGGAUGGCGAACCCACGGGGCCGGAGCAAGAUCGGGGAGUUACCAACCUCGAAAAUGGAAACUCCACUGUUGCCACCCCACUGACCUCCGCUGAUGCGAAGGACGCAGCUGCCCCGGACACCAAGACAAUGUGAAGAACGCCACCUAGCGUCGUGCUGUGAAAAAGCAGUAAUUGGGGAUAAGGCGUAACCGUGAUUGGUUCUAGUGAUUUGACGCUCUCCAAGCCCCGGACGGAUUAUGAUCCUGCGUUGGAUCUGAUGCAGUGGUCAGUGUUCGACGGCAAUUGUGGCCGUAUGCACCCCAAUCACGACGCUAGCGAGAUGCCUUGCAGCGCCUUGCAUGGCCUGCCUGAGCCCGAGCCACCACAGUCCUUGCUCUAUCUAGCCAGUGCGUUGCAUUUGCUUGGGCCUAGUAGAUAUCUCUACCAGUCAGGACGAAGGGAGCCACAAGCGGUCACAACAUUGAUGGCUGUCACGAGGGGAGCUGGGAGAUUACGGCGGGG
Messenger RNA from Aspergillus heteromorphus CBS 117.55, 2435 nucleotides. RefSeq names its product THO complex subunit THO1/HPR1. Gene Ontology annotation, cellular component: THO complex part of transcription export complex. The record is from RefSeq and is a predicted model, not a curated record. Gene Ontology annotation, biological process: mRNA export from nucleus; regulation of DNA-templated transcription elongation. NCBI's taxonomy places the organism in Eukaryota, Fungi, Ascomycota, Eurotiomycetes, Eurotiales, Aspergillaceae. The transcript is spliced from 7 exons. The coding region runs from base 58 to 2067 and encodes 669 amino acids.